AGCAACCUCAAUCCCAUCCCAUCACACUCUCUUUCUCACUGUCUUCAGUUUUAAUUUUUUUUUAUUGUUUCAUUCAACUAUGGCCGAAGAAGUUCCAAAGAAAACAACAGUAGAAACAGUGCCUCUUGCUGAUGAGCCCGAGCCCAAGCUGAAUCCAGAGCCCGAGGAAAAGCCCAACACUGAAGAGAAUGCUACUGAGACGGAAGCAUCAAAGCCUGAUGGCGACGAGAAAAUACCCGAGUCUGGCUCGUUCAAGGAAGAGACUACCAUAGUUGGCGAGCUACCUGAAGCUGAGAAAAAAGCACUUCAAGAACUGAAACAGCUUAUUCAAGAAGCACUUAACAAACAUGAAUUCUCUUCAGAUUCAUCUCCUAGUCCACCGGAUGAACAAAAGCCGGAAGCCACACCAGAAAGAGAAUCACAACCAGAUGCUGAACAAAACAACAAGAAAGAAGAGCAGAACAAAGAACACGUAUCAGAAUCAGAAACCGAAUCUGUUGUUGCUGUUUCAACUGCUGUUGUUGACGUGGCACCACCACCACCAACAACAGCAACUGAAACUGAGAAACCUAACGAAGGAGAAAAGAAAGAAGAAACCGAGGUGGCUGCUUCUUCUAUAGAAGAUGACGGAGCAAAAACGGUUGAAGCGAUUGAAGAAAGCGUUGUAGCGGUCUCUUCAUCGUCGAUUCCCGAAGAACCAAAAGUGGUGGAAGCUUCUUCACCGGAAGAGGUUUCAAUCUGGGGGAUCCCACUUCUCUUAGACGAAAGAACCGACGUGAUUCUGUUAAAGUUUCUCCGAGCAAGAGACUUCAAAGUGAAAGAAUCCUUCACAAUGAUCAAGAACACAAUCCGUUGGAGAAAAGAGUUCAAACUUGAAGAACUAUUACUUGAUGAAAACCUAAACGAUGAAUAUCUAGAAAGAACCGUUUACAUGCAAGGACACGACAAAGAAGGCCACCCUGUUUGUUACAACAUUUACGGAGAGUUUGAUAACAAAGAAGUUUACAAGAAAACAUUCUCCGAUGAAGAGAAGAGACAAAAUUUUCUGAAAUGGAGAAUUCAGUUUCUGGAGAAAAGUAUCAGAAAGCUGGAUUUUAACCCUGGUGGCAUUUCCACCAUUGUUCAGGUGAAUGAUCUAAAGAAUUCUCCUGGACCUACCAAAUGGGAGCUUAGACAAGCUACCAAACAGGCCCUUCAAUUGCUUCAAGAUAAUUACCCUGAGUUUGUAGCCAAACAGGUGUUUAUCAAUGUGCCAUGGUGGUAUUUGGCUGUGAACAGAAUGAUAAGUCCUUUUCUUACACAAAGAACAAAAAGCAAGUUCGUUUUUGCUGGACCUUCUAAAUCAGCUGAAACACUUCUAAGAUACAUAGCCCCUGAGCAACUUCCGGUUAAAUACGGUGGACUAAGCAAAGACGGUGAAUUCGGAAUCACCGAUGCUGUUACAGAAAUUACAGUGAGGCCUGCGGCAAAACAUACUGUGGAAUUUCCGGUUACUGAGAAUUGUUUAAUCUCUUGGGAGGUAAGAGUAAUUGGAUGGGACAUAAGCUAUAGUGCAGAGUUUGUACCAAGUUCAGAAGGAAGCUAUACUGUGAUAAUCCAGAAGAGUAGAAAAGUUGGUGCAUCAGAAGAACCUGUGAUUUGCAACAACUACAAAAUUGAUGAACCUGGGAAAGUUGUUUUGACCAUUGACAAUUCAAGCUCUAAGAAGAAGAAGCUCUUGUAUCGUUUGAAGACAAAAACUUCAAAUUCUGAUUAGAAAGUUUCAAUGUUAAUCUUUAUCAUGUGUUGGAGCAUACUAUAUAUUUUUUCUUUUUGUGUUUUUAAUUUGUUAUUAUUGUUUUGAGAAGAUCUUUUGUUUUUUGAAUUGUUACAUUGAUAUUGCAACUAUGCAAGGACUUAUUGGUCUAUUUUGUUUUGUUGUAUACAUUUCUUGUAAAUUUGGUGGGGCUUAAUUUGAUCUAUAUAUUUGUUUUUUUGUC
Messenger RNA from Vicia villosa (hairy vetch), 1979 nucleotides. RefSeq names its product patellin-3-like. NCBI's taxonomy places the organism in Eukaryota, Viridiplantae, Streptophyta, Magnoliopsida, Fabales, Fabaceae. The transcript has 4 exons. The coding region runs from base 80 to 1756 and encodes 558 amino acids. Gene Ontology annotation, molecular function: lipid binding. The record is from RefSeq and is a predicted model, not a curated record.